Messenger RNA from Syzygium oleosum, 1583 nucleotides. RefSeq names its product serine/threonine-protein phosphatase PP1 isozyme 2. The transcript has 4 exons. Bases 201 to 1139 code for a protein of 312 amino acids. NCBI's taxonomy places the organism in Eukaryota, Viridiplantae, Streptophyta, Magnoliopsida, Myrtales, Myrtaceae. Gene Ontology annotation, cellular component: nucleus; cytoplasm. Gene Ontology annotation, molecular function: protein serine/threonine phosphatase activity. The record is from RefSeq and is a predicted model, not a curated record.
UGUUCCUUUUCCCUAAUCGGUAGCAAUCGCGCGUCCCGUUCGGUAAUCUGCGCAACCCUAAUUGCGUCUCGUCUCUCCCUCUCUCUCCGUCCUUGGAAGGGGUCGCCUCGUGUUUUGCGCUCGCCGGCGAUAGGUGCGACAGCGACGAUAGAAAGGGAGCGAGGAGGGGGGAACCGCUGGGUUAGGGAUUUGAUAGUUGAAUGGCAAAGCAAGGUCAAGGGGCGGGGUUGGAGAUGGCGGCGUUGGACGACAUCAUAAAGAGGUUGUUGGAUUUCAGGAACACCCGGGCGUGCAAGCAGGUCCAGCUCACCGAGCCCGAGAUCCGCCAGCUCUGUACGGCCUCCCGCGACAUCUUCCUCUCCCAGCCCAAUCUUCUCGAGCUCGAAGCUCCCAUCAAGAUCUGCGGUGACAUUCAUGGGCAGUAUUCUGAUCUUUUGAGGCUUUUUGAAUAUGGAGGUUUCCCUCCUCAUGCCAACUAUCUAUUUCUAGGAGAUUACGUGGAUCGUGGGAAGCAAAGUCUGGAGACAAUCUGCCUUCUGCUUGCCUACAAAAUUAAGUACCCUGAGAAUUUCUUCCUUUUACGAGGAAAUCACGAGUGUGCAUCUAUUAAUCGGAUAUAUGGGUUUUAUGAUGAAUGUAAACGCCGCUUCAAUGUUAAACUUUGGAGGACGUUUACCGAUUGUUUCAACUGUCUUCCAGUAGCCGCUCUUAUAGACGACAAGAUAUUAUGCAUGCAUGGUGGCCUUUCCCCCGAUUUAACAAAUUUAGAUCAAAUUAGAAACUUGCCACGCCCGACUGAUGUUCCAGAUUCGGGUCUACUCUGCGAUUUGCUUUGGUCAGAUCCUGAUAGAGAUGUCAAAGGCUGGGGAAUGAAUGAUCGAGGCGUCUCAUAUACCUUUGGCCCAGAUAGAGUGUCCGAAUUCUUGACAAAGCAUGAUAUGGACCUUGUUUGUCGUGCCCAUCAGGUUGUUGAGGAUGGGUAUGAAUUCUUUGCUGAUAGACAACUGGUGACCAUAUUCUCUGCUCCCAAUUAUUGUGGUGAAUUUGACAACGCCGGUGCAAUGAUGAGCGUGGAUGAAAGCUUAAUGUGCUCAUUUCAAAUUCUUAAACCUGCCGAUAAAAAAGCUAAAUUCAUCUGAACAAUGGUGCAAUGAUUGCUGCUGGAGCACCUCCAAAAUUGCAAUAGCUCGCAUCAUUUGGUGACUUGGGCACGUAACUUGGAAUUGGAGGAUAGAAACGACUGCUGGUAUUGAAGCUCCCGUGGCACAUAUCUUGUCUGUUUUAUCAUGAUUUACGUUUGGGGUCUUCGAAAUGGUGAUCAAAAGGGGAGGAAUGCUACGUGGGAGCUUUAGCUUGUUAGUGGCAGCAUGAAAAAGAUUUGAGUUUCCUUUUUGCGAUUAUAACUUACUGGAUUGUGGUGCCCGAUCUUAAAACGUGUGAUUGUAAAUGACAUUACAAUUGUAGAUUGUGGACGCCUGUAGAAGAAUUUUUCAUCUCACUUCCUAGAUGUAAACCUUUGUUUUGCUCAUAAAAGGGCCAGGCAAUUGUGAUUUCUUUCUAGUCCUAAUGGUUUGGAUACAAAA